GAUGUCUGUGCUGUGAACAUUGUUCUUAUUUCUCGAUAGUUUUUGACGAAUAUUUCGUUUUCGUGUUUGUUUAUUAAACGUAACUUUAAUCCAGUGUUGAAGAUUCAAAUUCUUUUUUUUGGAAAGUGUCUGACCCGUUUAGUAUAAAUUGCUAAAUGAAAAAUCUAAUAAUCGUGAAAUGGCGGACGCGCUGCCUGUUUGUGAUGUAUUAUGUGAAGCGACGGAAUAUUUAUCCAAACUUGGUUCCAAUUUAAAGGUUCGCACUGAUAAUUUGAGAGAGAAGAAAAUAAGAAAAAACCUCUUAAAAAAUACACACGCUGUCCAAAAAGCCGCCAAUAAAGUGUUAUUGAUCUGUGAGUUAUCAAAGAAAUCUCUCGAAAAUGUGGAAACCGGUGUAAAGCACCUUUUAUCGCAAGUUGCUGCUUCACAAAGCGCCGGCACUCAAUCAUCUCGCCGUUUAAGUGACUCAAAAGGACCAUAUGAAUAUUUUGAGUAUGCUUCAGAACAACUCAAAAUUCGCAAAAAAAUUUCGCUAGCCCACUAUACGUCCGUUAAAGUUGUUGCUAAAGCUAUGACACCUUCCAUGUUGGAGAAGUACCCAGUUUAUAUUGAUUGUAAGUUACUACGACGAAAUAAAAAUAAAAUUCAAAAGACAAAAUCGUCUAAAGAUGUAAAAAACACUAAAAGUGAAAACAGUAGUAAAAGUGCGACUGCAAAUAUCUCUGAAAGUGAUGACAUAGGGAGCUUAUCUAUUAAACCUGGUAAUGUAUGUGAUGGUAAUGUUAUACCUGAAAGAGACUUGGAACAAAAUUGUGAAAGUCGAGUUGUUCAUGAUCUCAAGAGCAUUAAAGUCACUAAUGAAAAUUCAAAUAAUCAAUCAGACAAAUUGAAUAAGACUACUCCAAAAUCUGUUAACAAUAUUUCUGUUAAUGUUGACUUAAGCGCAGAUAUGUGUGAUGAAAAAGAACAUAGUGAUAUAGUUAAUAAAAGAACUGAUGUAGAAUCAGCUAAUGGGAACGAAGAAAGUAAUACUGCUAAGAAAAGAAAGUUUUCACAUAUAAAAACCUUUAGUGAUUCAGAAAGUGAAAAUGAGAAAGGGAAAGAAAAGCUUGAAGAAAACAACAAAAGUGUUAACACAAAUGGAGACACAGCAAAACUGUGUUUGGACAAUUCAUUAGAGGUAACUUGUAAUAAUAAUGAAUCCACAAAAGAGAAAAGUGCCAAUUUAGAUAAAGAUUCAGAUGGUGCGACAAAUGAAAAAGAGAAGAAAGAGACAUCAGCAGAAUCUGCAAAGAGUUCAAAAUUUUUUAUAAAAUGCAUUAACAUAAACAAGUUACUAGAAGUUCCAAAGGAAGAUGAAUGUGUUAUAAUAAAUGAUGAUGAUGAAGUUAGUGGUUCAAAACAUAUCCCAAAGAAAAAUAUAGAAAAAAUAAAACGGGAAAUUAAAAACAAACCUAAGAGAAAAUCUACAAACAACCAAGAUUUAGCUAAAGAAAGAUACAGGGAACAGAAAAGAAAGGAAGUUAAGUCAUUUAAACCUAAAGAAUUUUCUAUAAGUUUAGAGAAAUUACCAAAAUUUUCUGCAGAAUUUUUGAAAUCUUAUAAAAUAAACAAAAUAGUCAAAGGUAGGUCUGUUAUUUUUGCAAUAGAAAGUUGCUCAGAAAGGCCAAUAGAAGAAUGUAAUAGUGCAAAAUCUCUACUUCAAGAGUUUGACAAUAAUUCCCAGAAAAUCACCAAUAAUCAAAUAAAUUUAGAUAAAAAUCAAGUAAACUCUACAGAACCUUUUGACUCAGAUACCAAUGAGGAUAAUGUCAUUAACAGAGAUUUGCUACAAGUGACUGAACAUGUGAAAAAAGCCUUACUUGAUGAUAGCGAUUCAGAUACAAAUAAUGUUCUAGAGAAAAGUUUUAGUGCUCACAGAGAAUUAAUAAAAAAUGUAGAAAAUACAGCUACAAAGACUAAAAAGACAAAUGAAAGCCUUGAAAAACAACAGAAAAUAGUGGAAAAUGAAACAAAUAAUGAAAAUGCUCAAGCUCAAUGUGAUACAGAUAUAUUGAUAAAUUUUGAAACUUCUGAAUCACCAUCACAAGCAAAAUCAUUACUAUUAAACAAUUCUUCAGAUGAUGAUCCAACGAUUAUGAAAACAACAGAUUCUGUAGCCAAUCCAAAAUCACCAACUGACAAUGUCAUAAAAAAAUUACCUGCCUCCCAAAAUAAGUAUCACAAGGAUAAAAUAUCAUUGAGGUCCAGUGUGGAUUCGGAGAAAAUAAAAUCACCUCUGUCCCAAAGUUCCUCAAAUAGAAAAAACUGUAUAUCACCAAACCUAGAAGCUGACCAGGAAAUCAUUAAAUCAUCUUUAUUAAAUGAUUCCUCAAAUGAUUCAUUUGCCUCUCAAAAUAGAGAUAAAAAUGAUAAAGACGUAUCACCUAAACCCAAUGAUCCAGAGAGGAUAAAAUCAUUAUUACUUGAUGAUUCCUCAUGCAAUUCAAUAACCCCACAAAAAAGGGAGAGUAGUCAUGAAAAAACAUCAUCACAUCAUAGUAAUGAUCCUGAGAAAAUAAAAAUGUCAUUAUUAAAUGAUUCAUUAGAUAGUGACCAAUCAUCUCCAAAAAAAGAUAGUUGUAAUGAUACAUAUAAUGCAGAGCAAUUAAAAACAUCACUAUUAAAUGAUUCUGAUGCUUCAUCAAGUUCACAGAAAACAAAAAAAGACAAUGAAACAAGUCCAAAACCACUUGAUGAAGAACAGGAACUAAUAAAAUCAUCAUUGCUUAAUGAUUCAGAUUCUCCUUUGAAAUCUCAAGAAGGGAAACGCAAUGAAACAAUUUCACCACGAAAGUCAAAACGGAAGCGUAUCAUGGAUAAUAUGCGUGCUAAGAAAAUGUUGCUUACAUAUUCUUCUAGUUCAGAUACGGAGGAUGAGCAAUUGAAAAAUGCUUUAAAAGAAAUAAAAGACUUCCUACUUGAAGAGACGUCUGACAAGAACAACAAACAUAGAACGGGACAUUAUUCGGAAUCAAGUUCUGAUAAAGAUUUGAAUCUAUUAUCAAGAAGAGAAACGAACAAGUCUAGAAAAAAGAAACAUUCAAAGGAGGAUACAAAAUCAGGAAAGAAAAGAAAAGUAAAACAAGGCAUGAGUGAUGCAGAAAACUCGAAAUCCUCUAUCCGCAAGAUGGGCGGGACUAGAACUAAACUGGGCAGUAGCAGCAGUCAGAGUUCAGACACUCAAGAUAUAAAUGACAAAGUCAUUGAUGGUAUCGCCACCGAGAACCUCCUCAAGGCGGAGACUAGCUCGGACGCAGCGUCAGUCGCUGACAGCGAGGAGGCGCUGGAAGAGGAGGUCGAAGAAUUACCAACAGUAUCAAUGUCUGCUCUCAAUGGAGAUGGAGUGCAUCUCGCUAAAGAAGAUUUAUUAGAAGACAGUGAUUCUUCUAGCUCGCAUAAUAAAUCACAAGAGGACGAAAAGAAUUUAGAAGCAAAUGAUGAUCAAGACGAAGAUGAAAAUGACUCGGAGGCGGGGUCGUCGCGGCGCCGCGAGCGGGACCGCGCGCACGACAAGCUGAGCGACUUCGAGGAUUCUGAUGAUGAUGCCUCAGAGCCACAGGGCAAGAAGAAACGGAAGAAGAAACCGGCUGAUAGUGAUGAUAAUUCUUCCGUAGAAAGCGGGAAGAAGAAACGACGUCGCAUUAAAAAUAUAGACGAUACAGACGAUUCAGAUUCGGACACUGAAAAUGAGGGUAGAAAUAAACACGGCAGAAAGAAUAUACGUAAGGUAAUGGGUAAAAAUCAAUUAGAGGAGGCAACAAAAAAGGCGGCUCGCGAAGAGAAAGAGAGAAUCGCUCGAAUAGCUGAACGACAAAAGCUGUAUAAUAAUAUGGAAUUUGAUGAGUCUGGUAAACCUGAUGAAGUAAAACUAGAGAAGGUGGUGCUGGACUUCGAUCCCGAAACUAAGGAGCCACUUAUUGAAGUCGACAGGGGACUUGUUAAGAAGUUAAAACCACAUCAGGCUAAUGGUAUCAAAUUCAUGUGGGAUGCUUGUUUUGAAAGCGUAAAACGUAUAAAAAAGAAUAAAGGCUCCGGAUGUAUUUUAGCUCAUUGUAUGGGUCUCGGGAAGACGUUACAGGUGGUAUCCCUAACACACACUCUGCUGACCCACAACGACCUAACAGGCGUGAACCGCGUGUUGGUGGUGUGUCCCCUAUCUACAGUACUGAACUGGGUCAAUGAGUUCCGAAUGUGGCUGAAACACGCUAAUAGAGAAAGCGAAGUCGAUGUUUAUGAAUUAUCUAGGCACAAGCAGAACUCUGAGCGCGCGUACCAGCUGCAGCAGUGGUACGAGAGCGGCGGCGUCUGCGUGCUCGGCUACGAGAUGUUCCGCAACCUCUCCGCAGACAACUCCAAGAAGUUCAAGAAGAAGAUGCUCAAGACCUUCCAGGAGAGCCUCGUUGACCCUGGUCCCGACCUGGUGGUGUGCGACGAGGGCCACCUGCUGAAGAACGAGAAGACGAGCCUGUCGCAGUCCAUCAACAGAGUGAGGACGCUGCGCCGCAUCGUGCUCACCGAUUACUGCAUGGUGCAGUUCGUGAAGCCGAACCUGCUGGGAAAGUACAACGAGUACUUGAACCGCUUCGUGAACCCGAUCACCAACGGACAGUACACCGACUCGACGGAGCACGACAUCCGCAUUAUGAAGCGACGUUCACACGUUCUACAUAAGAUGCUUGAUGGCGCUGUACAGAGGCGGGACUACGGUGUGCUGGCGCCGUUUCUGCCGCCGAAGCACGAGUAUGUGUUGUUCAUCACGCUGUCCGAAGUGCAGAUCAAAUUGUACCAGCACUACCUCGAUAACUACUCCAGAAGACCUCUACCGGGGAAGUCUUCAGGAUUCCUCUUCCCUGACUUCCAAUCGCUGCAAAGGAUAUGGACUCAUCCUUUAGUAUUGAAAUAUAACUCUGAAAGAUAUGAAAUUAUGCAACAGAAAAAGAGGGAGCGGGAGGAAGAGGAAGACUCAGAGGGAUCUCUCGCUGACUUCAUUGAUGAUGAAUCUACGCCUGAAGAAAGUUCAACGGCAGAAUCUUCAGAGGAAUAUUCAGAUGCGAGUGACGACAGCCAUAAGAAGAAUAAAAAGAAGAAAGCCGCUAAGAAAGGGAAAAAUAAAGUGACCACGCGACGCGGCACCAGAGCUAAUCCAACGGAACAUCUAGAAGAAGAAGAGAAGUCAGUGGAGCUGGUGGAGGAGAAGAACGAGAACCCGACGGAGUGGUGGGUGAAGCUGGUGGUAGACGAGGAGCUGGAGGACAUGCGCAACUCGCACAAGCUGGUGCUGCUCUUUGAUAUACUGCGUCAGUGCGAGGCCAUCGGGGAUAAGCUGUUGGUAUUCUCACAAUCUCUAUAUUCGUUGGACUUGAUCGAGCAUUUCCUAGCAAAAGUUGACGAGGCGACACAAGAGGGUCGUAUAGAUGAAAAACUUGGCGGCCAUGUAGGUUCCUGGUCACCAGGCGUAGAUUAUUUUAGACUGGAUGGGUCUAUAUCCUGCGAGAAUAGAUCUAUAUGGUGCAAGAACUUUAACAGGGAAGACAACCCUAGAGCUAGAUUGUUCCUGAUCUCGACGCGCGCGGGCGGGCUGGGCAUCAACCUGGUGGCGGCGAACCGCGUCGUCAUCUUCGACGUGUCGUGGAACCCCUCGCACGACGUGCAGAGCAUCUUCCGCGUCUACCGCUUCGGACAGAAGAAGCCCUGCUACGUCUACAGGUUCCUGGCCAUGGGUACGAUGGAGGAGAAGAUCUACGAGCGUCAGGUGACGAAGCAGGCGAUAUCGAAGCGCGUGAUCGACGAGCAGCAGAUCGACCGGCACUACGCGGAGAACGACCUCGCGGAGCUGUACAAGUUCCUGCCGCGUCCGCCCGCGCCGCGCCCGCUGCCGCCGCUGCCCCGCGAUCGACUGUUCGCGGAGCUGCUGCGCGAGCACGACGCACAGAUAUACAAGUACCACGAGCACGACUCUUUGCUGGAGAACAAGGAGGAGGAGACGCUGAGCGAGGAGGAGCGCAAGGCGGCCUGGGAGGACUUCGAGAACGAGAAGAACCGCCCGCCGCCCGCGCCCUUCCCCGCGCCCUGGCCCAUGCACAACGGAAUGAUGCCUGGCUUACUGGCGCAGCAGCAGCUGGCAUACGCGGCGCUGGACGCCAUGCUACGCAAGGACAACGUCAGCGAGAGCCGGAUACAGGAGUUAAAUUCACUGAUGUGCGCAAACCCCGGCUUGAUGCAGAAAAUGAGUGAACUAUACAAGUACGCUCCCCCCGGUAUGAUGAAUCCAGGAAUGAUGAACCCAGUUAUGAAUCCAGGCGGAGCGGGCGCGGGCGCGGGGGCGGGCGCGGGCGCGCUGGGCGGCUCCAGCGGGCUGCAGUACGAGCCGCCGUGGCUGCGGCAGCAGAAGCAGCAGCAGAUGCGGCUGCAGCAGAUGGUGCAGCAGCAGGGCGUCAGUAGUCAACAUAUUACACAUUGACCUCUUAACCUUUAA
Messenger RNA from Papilio polytes (common Mormon), 6517 nucleotides. RefSeq names its product transcriptional regulator ATRX homolog. NCBI's taxonomy places the organism in Eukaryota, Metazoa, Arthropoda, Insecta, Lepidoptera, Papilionidae. Bases 179 to 6502 code for a protein of 2107 amino acids. Gene Ontology annotation, molecular function: ATP hydrolysis activity; ATP-dependent chromatin remodeler activity; ATP binding. The record is from RefSeq and is a predicted model, not a curated record. Gene Ontology annotation, cellular component: nucleus. The transcript has 27 exons.